Paramecium sonneborni is the source of this 2515-nucleotide messenger RNA. The record is from the annotation of a GenBank genome assembly. Lineage: Eukaryota; Ciliophora; Oligohymenophorea; Peniculida; Parameciidae.
AUGAAAAAGAUUAAUGUUUUUGUAGUUCCUGUUCAUGGUACUGUGCUAUACCCUUAUUAAAAUUUAAAACUCAGAAUAUCAGAAUUGUAGUUCUAUGAUGCAAAAAUGAAUAAUAAUUAUGUUGCUAUAGUACCUGUAAUUGGCUAAGAAGUGGAUGAAAUUCAUAAAAUUUAGAGAUUUAGUCAAUAUGGUACUUUGGUUCGUCUUACAAGUGAAGAUUAUGCGUAUUUAUAUAUGUAAAAUCAUAUAGUGUCUAAGCUUUUAACAAAAUUCAUCAAGCUUUUUCAUUUGCUAGAAUCAAAAUAGAUUCUAUCAUAAAAUCCACUCCAUAUUAUAUGGUUUCAGCAGAAGUUUUAAGCGAUGACAUUAUUGAUGAAUAAACACUUUGGAAUACUUAAAUGAUUGAUAAUUUAAAAGAUCUAGCUAGAGUAAGAAUAUUGAUAAAAAUAGUAAUAUUUAACAUAAUUCUAAAUGAAUCCAAGCCCUUCACUUUUGUAAAUUAUACCAGAAGAAAAGAAUAUUAAUAAGUUAUUUUAUAUAAUUGCCACUAAUGCUGAUUUAUCAUAUUAUUAGAAAUUGAAACUCUUAUAAACUGAUGAUCAUAAAACUAAAAUCAAUCUUUUGAUAUAAUAUUUGAAAACUAAAGUUGAAGAAUUUGCUUAAACAAAAGCUUUGGAAUAAAAAGUAUAAAAGGAUCUAAUUCAAUAAACGACUAAAUAGACUAGUAGAAAUAAUAGCAUUUCAACAAAUACACCAUCAGGAUUACCAAGUUAAAAAUUGAAAAAUAAUGAUAUUGAAAAAUUAAAAGCUAAAAUUAAAGAUGCUAAUCUUCCAGAACAUGUUUAAGAGAUUGUUGAGUAAGAAUUAUCAAAAAUAGAAAAUGCAUCUAUGGGUGUUGAUUCAAAUGUAACAAGGAAUUAUAUUGAUUUAAUACUUUAAUUACCAUGGAAUCAAUAGGUAGAGGAAUCUUUAAGUAUUGAAAAAUGCAAAGAAACACUUGAUGCUGAUCAUUUUGGAUUAACUAAAGUAAAAGAAAGAAUAUUAUAAUUCUUGGCUGUUAAGAAAUUAAGAAAAGAAAGAAAAAUAGUUGAUUCUAAUGGUUAAGGUUCAAUUAUUUGUUUCUUUGGUCCUCCAGGAGUUGGUAAGACAUCACUUGGUUAAAGUAUUGCUAAAUCUUUAGAUCGUCCAUUUUAUAGAAUUGCCUUAGGUGGAGUAUCAGAUGAAGCAUAAAUUAGAGGACAUAGAAGAACAUAUGUUGGUGCUUUUCCAGGAUCCUUUAUUUAGGCUAUCAAAAAAGUUAAAUGUAAAAAUCCUGUUAUUUUACUCGAUGAAAUUGAUAAAUUAACAUCUAAUCAUAGAGGAGAUCCUAGUUCUGCUUUAUUAGAAGUAUUAGAUCCUGAAUAAAACAGUCAUUUUAUGGACAAUUAUCUAAAUAUUGAAUUUGAUUUAAGCAGUGUCUUAUUUAUUGCUACAGCUAAUCAAUUAGAAACUAUUCAACCAGCAUUAAGAGAUCGUUUAGAAUUAAUUGAAAUAGUUGGAUAUACUAUAAAAGAAAAAGUGGCUAUCGCUAAUAAUUAUCUGAUACCUAAAUAACUAUAAAAAAAUGGGUUAGUAAAUGAACAAGUUACUAUUUCUUAAGAGAGUAUCCAUGGAAUGAUAAAAUAAUAUACAACUGAAGCAGGUGUAAGAUAAUUAGAAAGAGUGAUAGCAAAAAUUUAUCGAAAUAUUGCCCUAAAAUAUAUAACAGAUUAAUAAAAUUUUAAAACAAUUGUAAUCGAUUAAGAAAAUUUGAUUGAAUUUUUAGGUCCAUCAAUUCAUUCAGAUAAGUAUAUAACUCCUGCUAUAUAAAUUCCAGGAGUAUGCAAAGGAUUAGCAUGGACUCCAGCAGGUGGAAAAGUAUUGAUGAUAGAAUCUGUUAAAAUGGAAGGAAAAGGCAAAUUUGAAAUAACUGGUAUGUUAGGAGAUGUAAUGAAGGAAAGUAUAAGAACAGCUAUAGGAUGGAUAAAAGCAUAUUGGCCUUAAAUAAAAAUAUUAAGUAAAUCAAAUUAACAAGUUAAUUUUGAUACUCUUGAUAUUCAUGUAUUCAUUUAUAAUAAAUUUUAGAUUCAUUUUCCUGCUGGGGCAACUCCAAAAGAUGGACCAUCUGCAGGAGUAGCUAUAACAACUGCAAUAGUAUCUCUACUUACAGGAUUAAAAGUGAAAAAUGAUAUAGCUAUGACAGGAGAAAUUACAUUGACAGGGAGAGUGUUACCAGUUGGUGGAAUAAAAGAGAAAAUUCUUGGGGCUUUUGAGAGUGGAAUAUUAAGGUUAAAAUUGAAUUGAUUAUCUAGUGUCAUAAUCCCUCAUAGGAAUAAAGCAAAUUUGAUUGAUGUUGAGCCCGAAAUUAAGGAAAAGAUGUCUAUUCAUUUAGUGAAAACUAUAGAAUAGGUGCUUUAGAUUGCAUUAGAAGGAAAUGGUCCUAAUUUCAAAAUGAUUAAUUUAGCUAAUUUGUGAAAGCUAUUAAAUUUAAUGCCAU